Molecule: messenger RNA, 1818 nt
Organism: Lemur catta (Ring-tailed lemur)
Lineage: Eukaryota; Metazoa; Chordata; Mammalia; Primates; Lemuridae
Gene: MED8
Product: mediator complex subunit 8
Exons: 6
Coding region: 650-1501 (283 amino acids)
Biological process (GO): regulation of transcription by RNA polymerase II
Cellular component (GO): core mediator complex; mediator complex
Molecular function (GO): transcription coregulator activity; RNA polymerase II cis-regulatory region sequence-specific DNA binding
Source: RefSeq, a predicted model, not a curated record
ACAUGCAGGUUUUUUGUUUGUUUGUUUGUUUUUUCAUUGUCACUUAGUUUCUUGUACCUGGUGGUCUCUCAAUAAAUGUCUAUGGGUUGACUGAGCUUGAGAAAGAGGCACAGGAAUAUUGACACAGAGAUAAACAAGUGCAAAUUAAUUCAGCUAAGAGAAGGUUGAAACAUCAAAUGCCAAGAGCAAAUGAAGAGCUGGGGUGGUGGGCGGGAGGAAGGCAGAGGGGAGUUUAAGGCUGGUAUUCAGAGAAAUAUUCAUGAGUAGGCAGAUUUCCCAGAGGUUGUUUUGAUGACAAGAACAUCCAGGUUCAUAAGGCAGAUUCUAGGACAGAGGAAGCUGGAGUACAUGUGUUUCAGAGGUGCACGUGAGAUAAUGAACCCCAGGCAUUAGGUCUGGUGAAAAUUUCUCAAUGAGGGAGAGUAGGGUGUACCUAAUACAGAGAAAAACCAGGCAUGGCUUAUGAUGGGAGAAAGGAAUCAGUUGGUAGGAGGACUUGGGGUCAGGUGAACAAGUUGAAAGGUCUAAGGGUUGAUGCUGUCUGUGACCCAAAUACGAAAGAUAGAAAACAACCUGGCUAUCCUAUGCCAAUGAGAUCCUGUGUUACCUGACUGGCAUUGCACAGUCUAGCUUUUCAGCCUUUCUCUGUAUGUGUCAUGCCCAUGUCUGUCGGGGUAACCAACUGUUCCUGUUGAUGCAGAGGGAGGAGAAGCAGCUUGAGGCAUCCUUAGAUGCACUGCUGAGUCAAGUGGCUGAUCUGAAGAACUCACUGGGGAGUUUCAUUUACAAGUUGGAGAACGAGUAUGACAGGCUGACUUGGCCCUCUGUCCUGGACAGCUUUGCCCUGCUCUCUGGACAGUUGAACACUCUGAACAAGGUCUUGAAGCAUGAAAAGACACCACUGUUCCGUAACCAGGUCAUCAUCCCUCUGGUAUUGUCCCCAGACCGAGAUGAAGAUCUCAUGCGGCAGACUGAAGGCCGAGUGCCCGUUUUCAGCCAUGAGGUAGUCCCUGACCAUCUGAGAACCAAGCCUGACCCUGAGGUUGAAGAGCAAGAGAAGCAACUGACGACAGAUGCUGCCCGCAUUGGUGCUGAUGUGGCCCAGAAGCAGAUCCAGAGCUUGAACAAAAUGUGCUCAAAUCUUCUGGAGAAAAUCAGCAAAGAAGAGCGAGAAUCAGAGAGUGGAGGUCUUCGGCCGAACAAGCAGACCUUUAACCCUGGAGACACCAAUGCCUUGGUAGCAGCUGUUGCCUUUGGGAAGGGGCUGUCUAAUUGGAGACCUUCAGGCAGCAGUGGUCCUGGCCAGCCAGGCCAGCCAGGAGCUGGGACAAUCCUUGCAGGAGCAUCAGGAUUACAGCAGGUGCAGAUGGCAGGAGCGCCAAGCCAGCAGCAGCCAAUGCUCAGUGGGGUGCAGAUGGCUCAAGCAGGUCAACCAGGGAAAAUGCCAAGUGGAAUAAAAACCAACAUCAAGUCGGCUUCAAUGCAUCCCUACCAGCGGUGAGUGUGGCCGGCAACCUCCACUCCCAGGUGCUCUUUGCAGAAUUGAGCAGUGAAAUUACCUUUUGCUCAAGGCCCACCUAGAUGGGUACAAUAAAAAGAACAUGGGCUUUCGGCAACAGACACAUCCCAGCUCUACCACUGACUAGCUGUGUGACAUUGAGCAAGUGACCUAAUUUUUCUGAGCCUGUUUUCUCAUUUGUAAAUGGUAAUAAUACCUACCUCAUAGGGUUGUUGUGAGGAUUAAAAUGAGAAAAUGAAUGUAAAGCACUUAGCACAGUAUAUGAAAUAAUGGGUAUUCAAUAAAUGAUAGUUUCUACA